AGGAGAAGGACCGCGAGCUUUUGGAUCGAGUCCGUUAAAAUGUUCUCUCCUCUCUCGAUAAUAAAAACAAACAAAUGAAAUGAUCAUCGACAGCUUUCCUCUAGAUUAGAUUCCGAUUCAUCUUCUCAGAAAUUAGUCUCCGGCUGAUCGUUAUAGAUCCUCUUCCAAGCGACGCCGCUUCUUACUCGCCGGCGGCUUGAAUCAUGGCUGAUAGGAGAAACAGGUGUAACCAGGUCCUCCUUUUAGCAUAUCAGAGUUUUGGUUUAGUGUUUGGAGAUUUGAGUAUUUCUCCUCUCUACGUGUAUAAAUGUACUUUCUACGGAGGAUUGAGACAUCACCAAACAGAAGAUACCAUAUUUGGCGCGUUUUCUUUGAUAUUUUGGACCAUAACUCUCCUUUCACUCAUCAAGUACAUGGUUUUUGUAUUAAGUGCAGAUGACAAUGGUGAAGGAGGGAUCUUUGCUUUGUAUGCUUUGCUCUGCAGACACGCAAGAUUUUCUUUGCUUCCUAAUCAGCAAUCGGCUGAUGAGGAAAUCUCCACAUACUAUGGCCCUGGAGAUGCAAGUAGAAAUUUGCCUAGUUCUGCUUUCAAAAGCCUUAUAGAACGAAAUAAAAGAUCAAAAACAGCUUUGCUUGUUUUAGUCUUGGUAGGAACUUCCAUGGUUAUAACCAUCGGUGUCCUUACACCAGCAAUUUCAGUCUCUUCAUCUAUUGAUGGGCUUGUGGCCAAGACAAGUCUGAAGCAUAGUACUGUGGUCAUGAUAGCAUGCGCUUUACUGGUUGGACUUUUUGUUCUGCAGCACCGUGGCACAAAUAAAGUUGCCUUUCUAUUUGCACCGAUAAUGAUUUUGUGGUUGUUGAUAAUUGCAACUGUUGGUGUGUACAAUAUUGUGACUUGGAACCCCAGUGUAUACAAAGCCUUAUCUCCCUACUACAUCUAUGUAUUCUUUAGAGACACGGGAAUAGAUGGAUGGCUGUCCCUUGGAGGCAUUCUUUUAUGCAUCACAGGAACGGAGGCUAUCUUUGCUGAACUAGGCCAAUUUACAGCUACAUCCAUAAGGUUUGCGUUUUGUUGUGUUGUUUACCCGUGUCUGGUGCUUCAAUACAUGGGCCAAGCUGCGUUUUUGUCAAAGAAUUUUUCUGCUCUACCUUCAAGCUUUUAUUCUUCCAUUCCAGGUAAUAAUUUGGUGAAUCUCCUUUUCACGUCUCUUUCCUGUACCUUACUGCCUCUAUGA
Camelina sativa (false flax) is the source of this 1235-nucleotide messenger RNA. Lineage: Eukaryota; Viridiplantae; Streptophyta; Magnoliopsida; Brassicales; Brassicaceae. The record is from RefSeq and is a predicted model, not a curated record.